This is a messenger RNA of Larimichthys crocea (large yellow croaker), 1415 nucleotides long. RefSeq names its product dynein regulatory complex subunit 10 (gene drc10). Gene Ontology annotation, molecular function: protein binding. The transcript is spliced from 5 exons. The coding region runs from base 134 to 1297 and encodes 387 amino acids. The record is from RefSeq and is a predicted model, not a curated record. Lineage: Eukaryota; Metazoa; Chordata; Actinopteri; Sciaenidae.
GCACUUCCGGCUAACACAACUUAACUUCACGACCACACGAUUUAUUUAUUCGUUCGUUUCUGAAAUUAAAACACUCACAUGGCUGUUUCUGCAACUGCGGGGUGACUAGAUUUAUGUUUGGAUUUGUCACAGGAUGCCACAUGAAAACGCAGCUCGUAUGUCCCAACACGUCCAUGAAUUGCCACAGGAGCAGCAUCUCUCACCUGAGGCUAAACGCAUCUCAAACGUAUUGAAAAACUGCAUCAGACAUGUCGAGAUUGCAGCGAUUCUGCCUGCUCUCCUGCAGUUAAACAGUGCGUCUGGUAUUGCAGACGAGGAGUUGAGCAGGGCGCUUCAGAAGCAUCAAAUAUUAGAAGACAAGAUGCUAGAAAGCCUUGAGCAGGAUUCAGAUAGGCACCAAGAGGGAAACUUCAAAAAAAGGGCUCAGCUUGAGAGGGACUUCAAGGACUCUGUCAAGGAUGUGCUCAGAGUUUACCGAAACCGUCCGGAUAUCAUUGAUGGUUUGAUGGCAGAGCUGGAUAUGAAAGUAGGGGAGACUGAGAACAUGCUAAUUGGAAAUCUUAAGACGUUUCACGGCCAUGUGGUGGAAAGGAUGCUGCUGAGUGUGGAGGAGGAGCGACUCCAAGAGAAGGAAGAGGAGGAGGCUAUUUCUGUGGCCCGUGAGCUGGAGGACAUAGUUUCACAGGAAGAAAAAAUCACUGCAGACUUGAAGGGCUUAGACAAAGUGAUUGCUCAGGAAGAUCUCAAGAUCAAAGAUUUGCAGAGUAAAAUAGAAGCGUUAAAAACAAAAGACAAAAAUAGGAAUCUUCUUCAUGAAAAGCAAUGCCAGGCAAUUAUCAAGGCAUCGAAGGAAAAACAGGCCAGUGUACAAAAGGAAAUGGAUAAAAUGACCAUCCAGCUCAAAGAAAUGAGGAUUGAACACAGAGAGGCAGAGAGAGUACUCCAAAAGAGAAAUGCAAGGGUGAGGGAGGAAAUUGAACUUGUGAUCCAACAUUUUGACAAUAAAAUGGAAGAAUUACAGGCCAAACUGGAGUUGAAUCAAACGAUUUACGAAAAGGAGCAGGAGGAGGUGAGGAGGAUGGAGCCGUACUUUUCUGCCCUAGAGACGGAGUACAACGAGAUCCUGGAGAAGCGUCGGCUAGCAGAGGAGAAGAGGAAGGAGGAGAUGAGGGUGCUGGAGUUGAAGACCAAAGCUGCUAUUUUUGCCCAAGCCUGGUGGAGAGGAUACAGUACUCGCAAGGCCUUGAAGAACAAGAAGAACAAGAACAAAGGGGGCAAACGCAAGAAGGCCAAAUAAACCACUGACUUGUUUCAGUACUCCAUUACUGGUGUUUUACCGACACACUUCCCGUUUUUGCAUGUUAGAAAAAAGAUUUUAAAAAUUGCAUGUUAAUUGUACUGUUAUACCAGUAUUC